Messenger RNA from Dentiscutata erythropus, 147 nucleotides. The record is from the annotation of a GenBank genome assembly. Lineage: Eukaryota; Fungi; Glomeromycota; Glomeromycetes; Diversisporales; Gigasporaceae.
AUGCUUUUGGCCAAAUUUCUAUUCCGUAUACUAAUAACUGUUGAACUUUCUCUUAAAAUUGAUGCUUCCAUACAACAAGAUACUAAUCAGUAUAUUCAGGGGUCCUACUCAGACUUGACUAAAGUCUGGUUCGGGUCUGGUCCGUAG